UCAGCUACAAGCAUGGCACCAGGAAUUGCUGGAAGCGGGUUAGGACGUCCUCAUCCAUCGCCAUGUCUUGUCCACUUUGAACGCUUGAUAUCAAAGGACUCAGUUUCGUCAUUUGUUGUUGUUGGAAAUGAAUCAGCCGAAAAGGUAACCUUGGAUGGUCCUACUCAUAAUGAUAAUAUAAUACCGCCACCAUUACCAGAAAUUCCAAAUGAAAUGGAUGGUGUAAUUGAUAGUGGAAUGAUGAUUAAAGUACCUUUAAUAAAAUUGGCAUGGGGAAGAAGUGGGGAUAAAGGCGAUGUUUGUAAUAUUGGAAUCUUGGCACGUGAACCCAAAUAUUAUCCAUUGUUGAAAAAGUCAUUGACUGAGGAGGCAGUCAAAGACUACAUGAUCCAUUUAUGUAGAGGGAUAGUUAAGAGAUACGAAUUACCUGGUUGUAAUGGAUUGAAUUUUGUGUUGACUAGAUGUCUAG
Messenger RNA from Racocetra persica, 469 nucleotides. The record is from the annotation of a GenBank genome assembly. Lineage: Eukaryota; Fungi; Glomeromycota; Glomeromycetes; Diversisporales; Gigasporaceae.